Messenger RNA from Benincasa hispida (wax gourd), 2597 nucleotides. Its product is annotated as Mitochondrial transcription termination factor family protein. Lineage: Eukaryota; Viridiplantae; Streptophyta; Magnoliopsida; Cucurbitales; Cucurbitaceae. Gene Ontology annotation, molecular function: double-stranded DNA binding. Gene Ontology annotation, biological process: regulation of DNA-templated transcription. The record is from RefSeq and is a predicted model, not a curated record.
UGGCCGUUGAAAAAGAAAGCAAAAAUAAUAAAGAAAAGAACUUCCCACUUCAAACCAGAUUCCUAUCUUGUUAACAGCCGGAGCAGCCGCCAUUUCUGAGCAAAACCAAAGCCAUAAUGUUAUCUUCUUCAUCUCUGUACUCAAACCCACAUCCCCACCUCCAUCCUCUUCAUUUCCGCCCUCCAAAUCCUCUCUCCCAUGUCUUCCACUUCCCCUCCACCCACAAACCCAACGCCACCGUCUCCUCCGCCGAUCUCCGCCCCAACAAUCCGACAGAAAAACCAUCCACCAGCGUCUCCGAUCACAUCUAUCCCAAACCCCGCAAACACAAUUCCAAAUCCGCCUCCCUUCUCAAGCACUACCUAUCUUCCGGCGAAUCCCCUAAUCCACAAAACCCAGAACCCCCUUUGCCCGAAGAAGAGAGAGUGAAGCUUCUUGAGCUCUCGCUUGUGAGAAAACGAACCCCCCAAUUUCCUGGAUCCUUAUAUGUUCAAUCCCCGAGUGAUUUCGAUGUGGGUUCUUCUCUUCCUCCCCUGCAAUCUCUGUUUCGAAAUGGAGGAAGUGAGUUUUAUGGUGAAGAUGACCGGAAGAUGAUAAGGAGGGCUCUCGAGAUUCGCCGGAAGGUAACCUCUGAGAUCUUUAAAGAGGCGAUGCGAAAGGGGAAAUUUGGAAUUACUUACACCAACAAUUUGCUUGGGUGGUUGUCUGAUUUCAUUGAUUUUGUGAUGAUUCAAGCUGCGUCCAUGAAACAGUCCCCUGAAUUUGCUCAUUUGUCGUUCAAUGUUCGUGCUAAGACCGUCAUUGAAGAUUCAGAUGUUGUACCACUUAUCAGGUGGUUGAAGCAUAACUCAUUGUCAUAUCCACAGAUAGGAAAGCUCAUUUGCAUGUCGAAGGGAAAGCUUGAAUCUAUUAGACGUCUUGUGGAAUGGCUGAAAGGAAUUCUUGUGAAGGGGGGAUAUCUUGGACUUACACUCACGAAAGCUGGAGGGAACAUAUUGGAACGCAGCAAUGAGGAAUUAGAUGAGAUUGUGGAUUACUUGGAGAGUAAUGGUGUUAGAAUGGUUUGGAUGGGAUUUGUCAUGAGUCGAUGUCCUUACUUGUUAUCUUACAGCAUGGAAGAACUGAGAACUCGUGUGGAGUUCUUCUUGAAUAUGGGAAUGAACGACAGAGACUUUGGCACAAUGGUCUUUGAUUACCCCAAGGUGCUUGGACAGUAUACAGUUGAAGAUAUGAACCAAAAGGUCAACUAUUUAAAGGAGUUUGGCCUUGAGAUUGAGGAUGUAGGAAAAUUACUUGCGUACAAACCACAUUUGAUGAAUUGUAGCAUUGAGGAUAAAUGGAAGCCUCUUGUUAAGUAUUUCUACUAUCUUGGAAUUUCCAAAGAUGGUUUGAGGAGGAUGCUUACAAUCAAGCCAGUGGUUUUCUGCCUUGAUCUGGAGAGAAUCAUUGUGCCAAAGGUGCAGUUCUUCAAAGACGUAGGAGUUCGAGAUGACGGGAUUAGUAACAUGCUUGUGAAAUUUCCAUCAUUAUUGACAUUCAGCCUGUACAAGAAAAUUCGUCCAGUUGUCAUAUUCUUGAUGACCAAAGCAGGAGUCAGGGAGAAAGACAUUGGGAAAGUUAUAGCUUUGGGGCCAGAACUUUUUGGUUAUAGCAUAGUACAUAAGCUUGAGGUCAAUCUCAAGUAUUUUCUGUCGCUCGGCAUAUAUACUCGGAAUCUAGGAGAAAUGAUUACUGAUUUUCCUAUGCUGCUCCGAUAUAAUAUCGACAUUCUUCGACCGAAGUAUCAAUAUUUGCGGAGAACCAUGGUUCGCCCUCUGCAAGAUCUUAUAGACUUUCCAAGGUUUUUCAGCUAUUCUCUGGAGGGGCGCAUCAUCCCGAGGCAUCAAGUUCUAGUUGAAAAUCGUAUAAAUAUCAAUUUACGUUCUAUGUUAGCUUGCACUGAUGAAGAGUUUAAGAACAAGGUUGCAGAUAUAGUGGAAAAACGCCAAAGAUUUGAAUCUGGUAACGUAGAUGGUUCUCUCUCCCUUGCCCAUACAACUCACAACUCUAUUGACUCGAGUAAAAUUGAUGACUUUUUGAGUGAAAAUAGAGAGGAGUGAUUUGAUACUUAAACUUUCAAAUUACCUCCCUACUUAAAAGAAUAUGACACAGAAGAAAAGUUCAAACUUGUUCUUAUGCCACGACUAUCGGGAUGGAUCGAGUCUUGUUUCUAUGAUAAUUAGUAGCCAUCCAACAACGUUCGAGAACAAAAGACCUUCCCAACAGAGAGAAGGUAAACAGUUAAGAAGGUUAGAACGAAACAGUGAUGAUUGACAAGUGUUGAUCGAUGCGCAGCAGAGGGAUUUCAGGACCAAAAAAACGCAAUAAAAGAACUACGCUGACAAGUUAAAUUAGCAGUCUCAGCUAAAGACAAGGGUGGACAUAAACUGUGGCUACAAAGUAUCAGUGUAUCACCCAUAUACUUCUCAUAAAAUUCUCUUUAAUGUAACUACAAUGUGGCACCCUCUGAAUUGUACAGAUGAGAGAUGCAAGAAAAACAUACUUCAGACAAUGACUAAUCUUUUGCCUACUAAUUAAACUAAUUCACUUGAUGAUAU